Galeopterus variegatus (Sunda flying lemur) is the source of this 1915-nucleotide messenger RNA. It is a transcript of the gene RMDN2, whose product is annotated as regulator of microtubule dynamics 2. Bases 223 to 1461 code for a protein of 412 amino acids. The record is from RefSeq and is a predicted model, not a curated record. Gene Ontology annotation, molecular function: microtubule binding. Gene Ontology annotation, cellular component: cytoplasm; spindle microtubule; mitotic spindle pole. NCBI's taxonomy places the organism in Eukaryota, Metazoa, Chordata, Mammalia, Dermoptera, Cynocephalidae. The transcript has 14 exons.
ACCACCCGCGGGAGGCGGAGGGAGCCGCGCUGCGAGCGGCCGCGAGCUCCUCCCCCGGCACCUCCACUAUCUGGGUCAGGACGCGGCGGCCGCGACGCCGGAUCUAGAGCCCGCGGGCUCCGGGGCUACUGUUCUGCCGUUGCCCGUCGCCCGCAGGUCCCGGUCGCCAGCCUGCGACGCCGGAGAGGCCUGCGCAGCGAACACAAAAACAAAUCCCAAGAAAUGCCUCAUCCUAGAAACAAAGAACUCAUACUUGGCAUCAUGGUGGGAACUGCUGGAAUCAGCUUGCUGCUUUUGUGGUACCAUAAGGUCCGUAAACCAAGAAUAGCAGUGAAUUUACCUAAAUUUCUUUCUCUUGGUAACACAUUUGAUGCAAUGACGUUGCAAGAUGGAAUACAUAAUGACCAAGAUACAGCCGAGAUCCUUCAAGGAAGGCAACUUCAGAUACUGGAGAAAUUAAAUGAAUUACUGACAAAUAUGGAAGAACUCAAAAAGGAAAUCAGAUUUCUUAAAGAAGCUAUUCCAGAGCUGGAGGAAUAUAUACAAGGUGAACUUGGAGGGAAGGCAACUGUUCAUAAGAUAAGUCCUCAGCACAGAGCUAGAAAAAGAAGGCUCGCCACAGUUCAAAGUUCAGCAACAAGUAAUAGUUCAGAGGAAGCAGAAAGUGAAGGAGGUUUCCAUAUUGCAGCUGCAAAGAUGACCAGAGCUUCCAAUCAAAUUAUCCUGAAGAUCAAGUUACUGCAGCCCACCAGCAUCACAGAGUACCUUCUGUUUCACAACCAAAUAUGGCUCUUGGUGGUAAAACGUCUCAUCCUUCUGCAGCACUUUAGAGAUGAAAUAGAAUUUAUGUGGCGAUUUGCUCGUGCUUAUGGAGACAUGUAUGAAUUAUCUACAGAUGCAAAAGAAAAAAAACAUUAUGCUAAUAUUGGAAAAACUUUAGGUGAAAGAGCUAUUAGUAGAGCACCCAUGAAUGGACAUUGUCACCUGUGGUAUGCAGUUCUGUGUGGCUAUGUAUCUGAGUUUGAGGGCUUACAAAAUAAAAUCAGCUAUGGACAUUGCUUCAAGGAACAUCUAGAUAUAGCAAUCCAACUUUUACCUGAAGAACCCUAUUUGUAUUACCUCAAUGGAAGAUACUGUUAUACUGUCUCAAAACUGAGCUGGAUUGAGAAAAAAAUGGCUGCUACUCUGUUUGGAAAAAUACCCUCUUCAACUGUGCAAGAAGCUUUGUACAAUUUUCUUAAGGUUGAAGAACUACACCCUGGUUAUUCCAAGUCUAAUUACAUGUACUUGGCAAAGUGUUAUAUUGAUCUUGAAAAAAAUCAGGAUGCUUUGAAGUUCUAUAAUUUGGCAUUAUUGCUUCCUACUGUUACCAAAGAGGAUAAAGAGGCACAAGAAGAGAUGACAAAAAUAAUCACUUCCUUGAAGAGAAAAGUUCCUGUCAGCCUCACUUCUUGCUGGUAAUGGCAGUAACUCCCUCAGCAGCCCUUCUUCCCAGAGCGAGCCCUCGGAGAACUGCAGUCCUCUGAGCACACUGGGCUGGCUCGAUGGCCCCGAUGGCCCCAAUGGCCCUGCUGCAGCCACUGGUUCAGCUCUGCCCACUUCUGCACCUCCAGUUUCCACCGCAUCUCAACCUCAUCCGCGGGCGGAUCCCAGUAAACAUUGAAGCCUGAGUCACGGAAGAAAUAAUCAAAACAACCUUCAGAAGUACCCUGUGGAGGAAGUUGAGCAGGUAAAUUGGGCCUGUGACACCAGAACAUUGUUGGGAGAAGGGAGAUGUAAGUCACGUGUCACUCUUGUUCUCUUGAUCUGCUAUACUUAUGAGAACCCCUGUUGAUACAAUCCCAGUCACGAGGUCACCGACCUCUCACAACACAAUCUAAGCUUCUUAUUUUGUUAUUCAAUUCUAUAUUUCCUU